Messenger RNA from Lycium barbarum (goji berry), 2453 nucleotides. Its product is annotated as inorganic pyrophosphatase TTM2. The transcript is spliced from 12 exons. Lineage: Eukaryota; Viridiplantae; Streptophyta; Magnoliopsida; Solanales; Solanaceae. Gene Ontology annotation, cellular component: cytoplasm. Bases 399 to 2390 code for a protein of 663 amino acids. The record is from RefSeq and is a predicted model, not a curated record. Gene Ontology annotation, molecular function: ATP binding; kinase activity.
AUCUAGUGAUGUUUCUGAUAUUGUUUUUAUUAGUUGCAAUGUGUUAAUUGCAAAGAGGAAAAAAAGGAAAUUUGCAUUUUUGUUAAUAUCAGUUUUCUGUGAAUUCUUGUUUGUAUAAAGAUACCUCUUUUAUCCAAUUUUAAUAAGUGUUGUUGGCUGGAUAUCUGUACUUUUACAUUGGAUUUAAUCUGAUAAUUUUGUUUUAUAUCAUAAAUAUCUUGUGGGGUUUUUCCCUUUUCUAUUUUUUUUUUUUUGCUUAAAUGCUAAAGUCGGUUAUAUUGUUUUGUAGUACCCUUUUUUGCUAUUGAAUCUUAAAGGGUCUUCGAAAAGAACGUUUUAGUGCUGUUUUCUGAGGAUUUUAGUGUUCUUGAGGAUAAUUCACUGUCCUUUGGAUCUAAAUGGCUAAAGAUAUUAGUAAUGCUGAAUCAGCUAAUCGGAGAGCUGGUCUCUUAAAGGACCAGGUUCGACUAGUCAAGAGAAAGAACUGUGAUCGAUAUGAAAUCGUCUCGAUACCUGAUAACUUGUCAUUUGAGAAAGGCUUCUUUGUUGUAAUCCGUGCAUGCCAAUUGUUGGUUUCAAAGAAUGAAGGAUUGAUAAUAAUUGGUGUUGCUGGUCCCUCCGGAGCAGGAAAGACUAUAUUUACUGAGAAAAUACUUAGCUUCAUGCCAAGUGUUGCAGUUAUCUCAAUGGAUAAUUACAAUGAUGCUAGUCGAAUAGUUGAUGGAAACUUCGAUGAUCCACGACUUACAGACUAUGAUACAUUGCUGAAAAACAUCAGUGAUCUAAAGGCCGGGAAGCCGGCUGAGGUUCCAAUAUAUGAUUUCAAAUCUAGCUCUCGCGUAGGAUUCAGGACUCUUGAAGUACCUACCUCCCGCAUUUUGAUUAUUGAAGGUAUCUAUGCAUUGAGUGAAAAGUUGCGACCUUCGCUGGAUCUUCGUGUAUCUGUGACAGGUGGAGUUCACUUUGAUCUUGUAAAAAGGGUUUUACGGGAUAUACAACGUGCCGGGCAGGAACCCUCAGAGAUAAUCCAUCAAAUAUCUGAAACGGUUUAUCCAAUGUACAAGGCUUUUAUUGAACCUGAUCUCAAGACUGCACAUAUAAAAAUUAUCAACAAAUUUAAUCCGUUUACUGGAUUUCAGAGUCCUACAUACAUUCUUAAGUCUUCUAGGAAUGUGGAAGUCGAUCUAAUCAAGUCUGCCUUAUCUGAAGAACACACUGAAAGUACGGAGCAAACUUACGACAUAUACCUUCUGCCACCUGGUGAAGAUCCAGAGACAUGCCAAUCAUAUCUGAGGAUGAGGAAUAAAGAUGGAAAAUACAGUCUCAUGUUUGAGGAGUGGGUCACUGAUUCUCCAUUUGUCAUAUCUCCGAGAAUCAGUUUUGAAGUUAGUGUGAAGCUUCUUGGUGGAUUGAUGGCUUUGGGAUACACAAUUGCAGCAAUACUCAAAAGAAGUAGUCACGUAUUUUCUGAUGAAAAGGUCUGCGUGAAAAUUGAUUGGCUAGAACAACUGAACCGGCAUUAUGUUCAGGUCCAAGGAAGAGAUCGCCUUAUUGUAAAAUUUGUUGCUGAUAAGCUGGGACUGGAGGGUUCAUACACUCCACGUACAUAUAUUGAGCAAAUACAGCUAGAGAAGCUUGUGAAUGAAGUAAUGGCACUACCAGAUGAUUUGAAAACAAAGCUUAGCUUAGAUGAAGAUCUUGUCUCCAGCCCAAAAGAAGCUCUCUCUCGAGCCUCAGUAGAUAGGGUAGCAUGGCGAAAUAAGAAUUUAAGAAGUGGUUUGUCCCAUUCGUACGCAAAUCACAGAGAGAGAAAUCUAUCCAAGAUUGAUACUGAUAGUCAGAGGUUUGAUGACAGAAACACUGAUUCAGCAGCAACAUUAGCAAACCAGGGAGCUGUUACACAUUUAUCGGAACAAAUUUCUACCUUGAAUGAUCGGAUGGAUGACUUCACAUCUAGAAUGGAAGAACUUAAUUCCAAGUUAAGCAGCAAAAGAGCUUCUCCGAGCACACAAAGUCUGGCUUUGCAAGCUGAAGCUUGUAAUGGAUCCGGCCCAACUUCUUACUUCAUAUCUGGUUUAGAAAAUGGUUCCUUGACAGGAUCCAUCAUGCCAAAUUCGUCAUCCUCCUCUUCGCUAAUCCCAAAGGAGUCUACUCUGAUGGAAGAGCUAUCCAAUGUUUCACGUGGACAACGCCAAAUUAUGCAUCAGUUGGACAGUCUUAGCAAUCUACUCCGCGACAGACUGGGAGAACAAUCACGGCAAGCAAGAACAGGCAAGAGAAGAGAUAUUCGUGAUAUUGAUAUUGAUUCGAUCAAAGUACCUCUCACUGUAACCUUAGUAGUUGGUGGAUUGGGGUUCUUUCUAUUUAAGAGCCUACAAAACCGAAACUGAUUCUUCUUCCUAAUGUAAAACCUAUGCAUCAUUGCUUAAAAACUAUGCAUCAUUGCUCCUUUA